CGCUUGCGCACUGAGGGCGGCCUGGUCCUUUGCGGCGGCGGCUGAAGAGCCCGGAGGCGGCUCUAGCACCUGAUCUGUCCACCCUUCGCCGCCCGGUCUCGGCUGUUCUCGGCUCGGCAAGGCUCGGCUCCUCCUCAGUCCUCCCGAUCCCUUGCAGCUCGGCCUCGGCCGCCCGCCUCCGCCGCCGAAAUGAUGAUGAUGGCGCUGAGCAAGACCUUCGGGCAGAAGCCCGUCAAGUUCCAGCUAGAAGACGACGGAGAAUUCUACAUGAUCGGCUCUGAGGUGGGAAACUACCUCCGUAUGUUCCGAGGUUCUCUGUACAAGAGAUACCCCUCACUCUGGAGGCGACUAGCCACUGUGGAAGAGAGGAAGAAAAUAGUUGCAUCGUCACAUGGUAAAAAAACAAAACCUAACACUAAGGAUCAUGGAUACACAACCCUGGCCACCAGCGUGACGCUGUUAAAAGCUUCAGAGGUGGAAGAGAUUCUGGACGGCAAUGAUGAGAAGUACAAGGCCGUCUCCAUCAGCACGGAACCCCCCACCUACCUCAGGGAACAGAAAGCCAAGAGGAACAGCCAAUGGGUGCCCACCCUGCCCAAUAGCUCCCACCAUCUGGAUGCUGUGCCCUGCUCCACGACCAUCAACAGGAACCGCAUGGGCCGGGACAAGAAGAGAACCUUCCCUCUGUGCUUUGAUGACCAUGACCCAGCUGUGAUCCAUGAGAAUGCCUCCCAGCCUGAAGUGCUGGUCCCUAUCCGGCUGGACAUGGAGAUCGACGGGCAGAAGCUGCGAGAUGCCUUUACUUGGAACAUGAAUGAGAAGCUGAUGACUCCUGAGAUGUUUUCAGAAAUCCUCUGUGAUGACCUGGAUUUGAACCCUCUGACAUUUGUGCCAGCCAUCGCCUCUGCCAUCAGGCAGCAGAUAGAGUCCUACCCCACAGACAGCAUCUUGGAGGACCAGUCAGACCAGCGUGUCAUCAUCAAGCUGAAUAUCCAUGUGGGAAACAUUUCGCUGGUGGACCAGUUUGAGUGGGACAUGUCAGAGAAGGAGAACUCACCAGAGAAAUUUGCCCUGAAGCUGUGCUCAGAGCUGGGGCUGGGCGGGGAGUUUGUCACCACCAUCGCGUACAGCAUUCGGGGACAGCUGAGCUGGCAUCAGAAGACCUAUGCCUUCAGUGAAAACCCCCUACCCACGGUGGAGAUUGCCAUCCGGAACACAGGCGAUGCUGACCAAUGGUGCCCACUUCUGGAGACUCUGACAGACGCUGAGAUGGAAAAGAAGAUCCGAGACCAGGACAGGAACACAAGGCGUAUGAGGCGUCUUGCCAACACUGCCCCAGCUUGGUAACCAGCCCGUCUGCGCAUGGCUCCCACGGAGCAUUGAGAAGAUCGGACCGCCUCUCCUUCAUCUUCUGGCAAGGAGGGAGGCAAAGGGGCAGGCCGGGGCCAUCCUGAGGAACAUGGGGUGUGGGGAGGGCUUCUGGUCACCCUCCCCUGGGCACAUUCCAUUUGUUGAGCCCAGUCCCCAUCCAAGUCUCUGGUUGGAAAGAGGCCUCGUUUUGGGUUAUGUUUUGUUUUUGUAUAGGAGCCCCAGGCAGGGCUAGCAACACUUUUUAAAUAAAAGACAACAGGUCAUGUUCCA
Molecule: messenger RNA, 1641 nt
Organism: Neofelis nebulosa (Clouded leopard)
Lineage: Eukaryota; Metazoa; Chordata; Mammalia; Carnivora; Felidae
Gene: SMARCB1
Product: SWI/SNF related, matrix associated, actin dependent regulator of chromatin, subfamily b, member 1
Exons: 9
Coding region: 190-1347 (385 amino acids)
Biological process (GO): regulation of transcription by RNA polymerase II; chromatin remodeling
Cellular component (GO): nuclear chromosome; nucleus
Molecular function (GO): transcription coregulator activity
Source: RefSeq, a predicted model, not a curated record